AUGCGGUGGCUCCUCUUCGUCCUAGCUGUGCUAUGUGCCUGUACUCAGGCCCAGACUAUUCACUUGGAAAAGCGUGUAAAGACGGUUAACGCCAAGAAGAAUGCUGAUGGUUCGUGCUAUGCUCACACGAUAGCUGCAGGUGAAACUUGUGGGUUUUUGCUUGAAAAGUUCACCAACAUCAAAACAUUGGACAAUCUCUAUGCGUGGAACAAGAACACUUUCAAUUGGAAUGGUUGCAAUAAUGGCCAUCCUUGGGCUGGUGAUAAGGUGUGUGUGAGUGACGGAACUCCUCCACGGCCUCCAGUGAAUAAAGAUGCCGUUUGUGGACCGCAAGCCCCAGGUGCAUUCUUCAACACUGAGUGUCCAUUGAACGCAUGCUGUAGUCAAUAUGGAUACUGUGGAACCACAUCGCAGUAUUGCGACAAAACCGAUUCUCCCACAGGAGCACCUGGAACUGCUGGUUGUAUCUCCAACUGUGGCUACGGAAAGAUCCAUACCAACCCGGCUUCUACGUUCAAAAAUAUUGGAUACUGGCUCGACGUGAGUGGUGGAAUGGCCCUUGAUCCAACAACCUUGGACGACGGUAGCUAUACUGCUAUACACUAUGCGUUUGUGCCUAUCAAGAGUGAUAUGACCAUCGAUGAUUCCAAAUUCAAGAUUAGCAAGUUUUUAUCGUUGAAAAAGACGAAAAAGGUUGCUUCAUUUGGAGGUUGGGAUUUCAGCACUUCUCCAUCAACUUACCAGAUAUUCCGCAACGGUGUACAAGUUGCCAACAGAGAUAAGCUCGCUACAAACCUUGUUAAUUUUAUGACAAAGUACAACUUGGAUGGCAUUGAUUUAGACUGGGAAUACCCCGGUGCUCAGGAUAUACCUGGAAUCCCCAGCGAUGAUCUCAACAAUGGACAAAAUUACUUGGAGCUUGUCAAGAGCAUCAAGUCCAAGCUUCCAUCUGGGAAAACGUUAUCGGUAGCACUUCCCAAUACGUAUUACUACUUGAGUAAUUUCCCGGUCAAAGCCAUGCAAGACUAUGUGAACUACUUCAUCUUUAUGACUUAUGACUACCCAGGAGCUACCCAAAAUACCCUUUUUUGCCAUACAGACAAAGAUCAAGUUGUUCAGUCGUUGGAGAUGCUUGACAAGGCCGGCGUAAAGAUGUGGAAAACCUAUGGAGGGUUGGCUAAUUACGGCCACACAUAUACGUUGAAAUCGACUUCGUGUACUGCCAUAGGAUGUGAAGGAAGCGGUCCUGGAAAAGCAGGACCUGUGAGUGGAGAAGCGGGAACUUUGACGGAUUUUGAAAUCAAUGCUAUUGCCAAGAGUUCGAGAAAGAACAAGAGAUGGACCGAUAGCACUAGUAUGUGCGACGUAAUGGUUUACGACAACAACAAUUGGGUGGCAUGGCCCAAGGCUGGGCAACGUGAUGCCAUGAGAGAGUUCUUUAGAGGUGCUGGAUUAGGAGGCAGUUCACUUUGGCUCACGAACUAUGCUCGUUAG
This is a messenger RNA of Meyerozyma guilliermondii ATCC 6260, 1494 nucleotides long. RefSeq lists its product as uncharacterized. Gene Ontology annotation, molecular function: chitin binding; hydrolase activity, hydrolyzing O-glycosyl compounds. The coding region runs from base 1 to 1494 and encodes 497 amino acids. Gene Ontology annotation, biological process: carbohydrate metabolic process. The record is from RefSeq and is a predicted model, not a curated record. The transcript has a single exon. Lineage: Eukaryota; Fungi; Ascomycota; Pichiomycetes; Serinales; Debaryomycetaceae.